CAGUUUGAGUUACGUCAACGCCUCGGCUUGCGGCACACACACGUGUGUUUACUACCAACAUGGUGAAAGUGUCCGAGAAGAAGAAGAGCGUGAAGAAGAGCUCCGAGGAGGAGGAGGAGGAGGUCCGGUACGGAGAGGAAGAGGAGGAGGACGGAGAGCUCCGCGGUGAGGGUGAUGAAGAGGAGGGUGAUGAAGAGGAGGAGGAAGAUGAACGUAAACGCCAGAAGCUGCUGGACGCCAUCGGCUCUCUGGGCGGGAGGAGGAAGAGGAGGAAGAGGAGUCAGGCCGAGAGGUCGGAGGCGGCCGCGCUGAUGUCAGAGUUCACCGUGAACGCGGAGGGGGGGGGCGACAAGGUCCAGCUGUCGGACCUCAUCGGAACCGCGGACCGGGUUCCCGCCAAGACCCGGAAGCAGCUCGAGAACCUGCAGCGGGUGAGGAAGAGCAUCCAGAGCCCGCUCAGCCGGCGGGAGAGCGACCGGAUCCAGCGGGACGUGGCCUUCCAGAAGGCGGCCUCGGAGGUGAGCCGCUGGAAGGAGGUGAUCAGGCAGAACCAGAGGGCGGAGCAGCUGGUGUUCCCCCUGCACCAGGACCCGCCCGGACCCGGACCCGGACCCGUGGAGCGGCUGGUGUCGGGCUGGAGGGCUCGCACCCCGCUGGAGGAGGAGGUCUUCGCCUUGCUCUCCGCCAACAAGCAGCCCAUCCACGACCCGGUGCUGACCCCGAGGGAGGAGGCGUCCGUCCGGGCCAUGAGCCUGGAGGAGGCGAAGGUCCGCCGGGCCGAGCUCCAGAAGGCCCGGGCCCUGCAGUCCUACUACGAGGCCCGGGCCCGGAGGGAGAGGAAGAUCAAGAGCAAGAAGUACCACAGGGUGCAGAACAAGGCCAAGCGGAAGGAGUUCCUGAAGAAGUUCGAGGAGAUGGUGGAGGCGGACCCGGCCGGCGCCCUGGAGGAGCUCCACCGGAUGGAGGUGGCGAGGAUGAAGGAGCGGAUGUCCCUCAAGCACCAGAACAGCGGCAAGUGGGCCAAGUCCAAGGCCAUCAUGGCGAAGUACGACGAGGGGGCGCGUAGGGCCAUGCAGCAGCAGCUGGAGGUCAACAAGGAGCUCACGCAGAAGGUCGUCACCUCCCUGAAUGAGGAGGAGGAAGAGGAGGAGGAGGAGGUGCUGCCGGGUUUCGUGAACGAUGCAGAGCGAGGAGUUGAUUCCUCGAAUCCCUGGAUGAGAGGGAAGCUGUCCGAGGAGAGGAAGGAGGCGGAGGAGGAAGAGGAGGAGGUGAUGGAGACUGUGGAUCUUACAGUGGAAGAGGAGGAGGAGGAGGAAGAGGAGGAGGUGAAGGAAACGGAGGAGGAAGUUCUCCUCCGAGAGUUCGACAGCCGGAGGAAGCUGCGUCAGGCUGAGGAGGCCGAGACAGCGCCGGUGAUAUCUGUGGAGGAGGAAGAGGAGGAGGAGGAGAGAGCUGCUUCAGACAGAGAGGAAGAGGAGGAGGAGGAGGAGGAGAGAGCUGCUUCAGACAGAGAGGAAGAGGAGGAGGAGGAGGAGAAAGCUGCUUCAGACAGAGAGGAAGAGGAGCUCUCGGAGUUCACGACCCUCUUCCGAGGAAUAUCCGACGCCGAGAAGGUCGCCACGGACUCGGCGGCUCCCCUUCAGGAAGGUCUGAUCCGGAUCAGGACUCUGGAGGACGUGGACCUCCUCAGUCAGGAGGCUCCUGAUGAUGAAGCUCCUCCUCUUCCUCCUCCUCCUCCUCUUCCUCAACCCUCCGCCGCAGUGAACCCGCCUCCUCCUGCGACUGAAAAGACGGGAAAACCCAAAAAGAGGAAGCGAGGGAUCGAACUGAAACAAGUUCUCACCAAAGACACGAAGGCCAUCAAAGUCCCGCUGGCGCCGACCGUGGAGGACGGCGAGGAGGACGGCGAGGAGGACGGCGAGGAGGACGAGGAGCAGCGGGGGCUCAUCAGGGAGGCGUUCGCCGGAGACGACGUCGUCUCCGACUUCCUGAAGGACAAGAGGAAGCAGGAGGACUCGGGGAAGCCGGCGGUGGUCGACCUGACGCUGCCCGGCUGGGGCGAGUGGGGCGGCACCGGCCUCAAACCGUCCCGGGGCAAACGCAGGCGGUUCCGGGUCAAAGCGGCGCCGCCUCCGCCCAGGAAGGACCAGCACCUGCCCAGCGUCAUCAUCUCGGAGAAGAGGAACAGCGCCAUCAGCGGCCACCAGGUGAACUCGCUGCCGUUCCCCUUCGCCAACCCGGCGCAGUUCGAGAGCGCCGUCCGCACGCCGCUGGGCCGCACCUGGAACACGGAGCGGACCGUGAAGAAGGUCGUGAAGCCGAGGGUGGUCACCCGGAUGGGCGCCAUCAUCGAGCCGAUGCAGCGCGAGGAGCUGAUGAAGGACAGGAAGCGGGCGGGGGGGAAAACUACUUUGGACUCGCUGACAAAGAAACAUUAACAUGGGACUGAAAUGCAUUCUGGGUAAAAUCAUCAGUUACUGAUGAGACAUUCAGAGAUCCUUUCACAAUAAGAGCACAAAUAAUAUACUUCUGUUUGUGUCAGAGCUUCAGUUUGAUGCUUUUAGGGGUUAUUGAAGAAGAUUAAUCUAUUUUUCAAACUUUAAACUGACUUCAAACAGAUGUGGACACAUUUAAAUGAAUGUUUCGUCAGUUUUGAGGUUAUUUACGUGUUAAAUACACAAAACCUGCGUGUUAGAAUCCAGAAAUCUUAACGUAAUAUUUCAUGGUGUUUAUUUUUCUUGGUGUUUUUUUUUGCUGUGCUGCGUUUUGUUGUCGUAUUAAUCGUAUAAAUAACCUCAAAGUGAGUCAGAAUCAGCCCACUGGGAGAUUAAAUGUGACCACUUCUGCUUUAAAAAGACAUUUUGUGUUUUAGAAAAUGUCUCAUUAACCCCUAAAACCUCCUUUAUUGUCCAAAUCAACCAAUCAGCUGCUGGAAUAUUGUCCAUAAAGCUGAUUAUCAAUGCUGAUUGUGCUAGUGUUGAUGCUAACAUCUGUCAGUGUGAAACUGCUCGAGACCCAAACUGAACAUUUCUGAUAUAAAAGUUGUCGUGAUGAGUUUCUGUGAUUCGUUCACACUUAUUAGAUCAUUUAUUAGUUAAUAUUAAUGUUAAUGUUACACUGAAACAAUAAAACAAAUGAUUCACUUCCUACAGUAAUUAAUCAAUUAACUAAUUAAUGUGCAACCAGUCAGAUUCUUCUGUUGUAAAUGUUUAAGAUCUAUUGAGUGUAAAUGAAUCACAUAAAUAUACGUAUGUAUAUGAUUUGUACUUUUAUUAUAAAGAAAAGAUUAAAAAACAGUUUUUUCAUGUUUAUAUAUUUGAUAUUAAAAUCUGUUUAAUCAAAUACAGAAAGUCAAAUAAUGUGAAAUCAAUUAAAGAUGCAUUUUACUGUUAAUGGUUAUUUUUUACAGUGUACAACAUUAUAACUACAACAUACAGUAAAAUAAAUGAUCUUAAAGCAUCAUAUUAUUAUAUUUUCAUCAUAAAGUGUUAUAUUUGUUAUUUUCCUCAGUUAGAUGCAUCACACUGUUUAUUUUUAGUGUACGACAUUAAAGCUGCAGCAUUAUAGUAAAAAUAAUAUUCUUUUUUUUUACAUUUAUUGUGAAAUCAAAGUUACUGAGAGUAAUAAUUUAUUUUCAUUUUUACUGAAAAUAAAAUCAUUUGUUGUGGUCGAGGUUUUUUAUUAGUGAUGCAAAGUGUGAACUUUCUUUUUUCAGCUGAUAGUUAAUAAAUGAUUAUUAUUGACAUCAUUUUUAUGUUGCAUCCCUAUUUAAAAUCUGUUUUUAUUUUGACAGACAUUAAGAUUUGAAAUGAUUGAAUGAUGAUUUUUGCAUCAUAUUUUUCAUUUUCACUGAAGAAAACCAUUAAAAUCAUGUUUGUUGUGGUUUUUAAUAAAGUUAUUACAAUGUGGA
Molecule: messenger RNA, 3910 nt
Organism: Dicentrarchus labrax (European seabass)
Lineage: Eukaryota; Metazoa; Chordata; Actinopteri; Moronidae
Exons: 1
Coding region: 60-2438 (792 amino acids)
Biological process (GO): rRNA processing
Cellular component (GO): small-subunit processome; nucleolus
Source: RefSeq, a predicted model, not a curated record